Messenger RNA from Dioscorea cayenensis subsp. rotundata (Guinea yam), 1449 nucleotides. RefSeq lists its product as uncharacterized. Lineage: Eukaryota; Viridiplantae; Streptophyta; Magnoliopsida; Dioscoreales; Dioscoreaceae. The record is from RefSeq and is a predicted model, not a curated record. Bases 32 to 1159 code for a protein of 375 amino acids. The transcript is spliced from 6 exons. Gene Ontology annotation, cellular component: chloroplast.
GCUCCUUCUUCUUCUUCCGCGCCAGGUCACAAUGUCUUCCUCUCACCUUGUCGAAUCCAUCAAACCCUUCUCCCUUUCCUCUCUGCUCGUCUCUGCGACCACGCCUCGAUGUCUUGCUGAGAAAUCGACCAUGAAUCGCAUCCUUCAAUCCAGUCGCUCUUUUCGGAAGCCAUUGAUGGCUGCCUUGCUGUUUUCUUGCCUGUUUCUUGCACUCCCCUUUGGUUCCUUUGCUGCAUCUGGUGGUAGGAUGGGUGGGAGCUUUUUCCCCCUUCCUCCUCCUCUUCCUUCUUCUCCUAUUCCUUCUUCACUGGAUUGUUCUUGUUCUUAUCAUUCCUGUUCUUCCCGUUCAUGGAAUCAUUGCUGUUCUUGCUCUCGAUCACGGAGUCGAUCCUGUUCUUCCUCUCCUGAAACAUCUAAACCACGGGAUUCCUCUCGUGAAACUUCUAAGCCAUUAGAUUUCGAUUGGGCAUUAUUGGUAGUGCCCCUAAUUGCAGCUGUUGCUCUUGUUGCUGGUAUUUUCAUCAAGGAGAGGCGGGAUAGUAUGAUUCACGUUCAUAAGAUUCAGGUUGGUUUAUUUUGUCCGGCACGAUCAAUUCGAAGGAAGCUCAACCUGAUUGCUGAAACUGCUGACACAUCUAAUAAAAUUGGCUUGAAAACCAUCUUGACGGAGAGUUCUAUGGUUUUACUCCGACUAUUGGAUUACUGCAUUUAUGCUCACUCAUCUGUGGAUUCUAAGCGAACUAACGAGGGUGCAGAGAUAUCUUUCAGUAAACAUUCAAUUGAGGAACGAGUGAAAUUGAAUGAAGAGACUCUUGUUAAUUUCAAUAACUUCAAAAAACAUAUACUUCUCAAUGAAACAACAAAUGGCAAAAAAACAAAUGAUCUGAAAGAGUACACAGUGGUAACAAUUCUGGUAGUUGUCGUGGGAUCUUGGAAGCUACCUGUUCUCAACAAUAUCUUCGACUUGGAAGACGCCUUAAACAAGUUGUCUGCUAUUCCAAUCAGCCAAACUCUGGCUGCUGAGGUAAUAUGGACUCCCCAAAGUGAGAAUGACACACUAUCGGAGUUAGAAUUGCUCAAGAACUAUCGACUUUUGAAACCUCUAGAGAAGGGAUACACAGUGCUGACAAAAGAUGGCCCCAUUUUAACAUACAAUUAGUCUUUAAUCCUGAUUAAGAACAGAAAAUGAUUUAAGUAAAUAUCUAGAUUUUUUCUUUUUGAGUUACAGUCUGCAAACACAGUAAACUUCAAAACAUAUUUUUGUUCAUAUUGUAUCUGAAUUUUUGUUUUUCUGUUAAGCUUAGUUUUGUCAUUUGUACUCAGAUUCUUAUAACCUUGGUACAUUUAAUUGGAUUGAUGGAUGCCUCCUUCUCGGAGAUAAUCCUGAUUGCAUCUUCUUCCAAGAAAUCAAGCAGUCGGCUCUCAGUCCCCGCUCAUCAUCCUCCAUUC